CCUCUGUACAAUAUGGGAUAGUGUCUUGUCAACAUUGCUCUGCAGCACACUAUGGACAUGGAGGAGAGUAAGACGUUCCUAGGAGAGAAGCCUGCUCCUGCUGUAGAUGACACUCUGGAUGAAUAUUUAAUUGCCCUCCAGCAAAAAAACAGAAUUUUAAAGCGCCUCAGAGUGAAAGACCCAAAGGAGAUUGAACUGGAACGAUUGGAGCAAGGGUUUUCUAUUUAUCUUAACGGAGCAAAUGCCGAAUGCAGUAAAAAGCACCACAAGGGCUCCAGUAACAAGCCUGACACCUCUUUACCUGCUAGGAGAGCUGCACGUACAGCCGAUUUCUGUAGAAGCGCCCACCAGCUAACGGAAGAUAGUCGUCAUCUGGAUCAUUCCAACAGGAAGAGAAGCCAAACUGCCCCAGAAAAGGUCAAGAGGAAGGAAUGGGUGCAGGCUUCUGUUAAAAUUAGAACAGAGGAUGGCCCGUGUUUGGAAAUAUCCCCUGAAACGUGCUACUCUGAAGAUUUUGAGCCCUAUGAAAGUGUAGACAUGGAGAGAUCGCCACAAAGUCCUCGCUGUCAGAAAGACAACCGCAAGGUUUCACGCUCCUUCAGCUCCAGGCCUGACAGCCAAGGAGGCCAAUCAAACCAGGAGCACAGUGAGAAGGUGCUACUAAACCUCGAGGACGUGAAGGUUUUACGUCGAAGCCUGGAGGUUAGCAUGCGACGGAGCAGCAGCGGCUCAGCAGGGGAAGAGCUGGACGAAGAGUGGGUAGAGGAGCAGAUUGAGAGGGAGGAGAGCAGUGAGAGCCUGGAUGAACUCGGGCUGCCUCUUUCUUCCUCCAAGUCCUCCGCUAAUUCUCGGACAAGUGGGAGUCAUGGCCAUUUUGACUCGGCAAACCUUAUUGUCCUGGACUUUGGACCCUCACCUAAAGGUCGUAAAAUUGAACGUUCACUCUCUGCAAAAAGGAAGGAAAGCAUUGAUCCCUUUAUACCAACUAAACCUCUGUUGGUGAAGAGCAAAACAUUAGAUAGGCCACCUUCAAAAGAGAGCUGGGAUGGUCCAAGGAGUCGAGUGGAGAAGCCUCUUUCAGCAUCCAGAAAAGCUUCAGUUGAAGAGCGAGACUCUGUAGAAGUUGCAAGCAACGUUUGCCAAGCCAUACAGAGAGAAAACACCCCCGUACAGAAUGAUGAGGCCUGGGGACAUCAGAUGAUGAAUGCCUUAAAGCAUCACAGCAAACAUGACAAAGAUGAGAACAAUGUUACUCUGGCCAUGCAGAGAAUAACGCUCAUGGCUCCAAGGCAACAACAGAAACUGCUGAAAGCCCUGGAGAACCUAGAAGCUGGACCAGGUCACAACAUUCCUCACAGCGUUCAAACUGACUCCAGCAAGCAGCCAAGAGAGCUGUCGUCGGCAGAGGUCACCCCUGCCUUGUAUGUUACCAUGGAGAUCCUGUCAAACUGGGGGAACGCGCUGCAGGUUGGGCUGACUGAGUUGCAGUUCUGUCACAGAAACAAAAAGUUAUUCGUCUCACCUCAUGACCUGGACAUCAGGAAUGUUGACUAUCCAGGAAAUCUGGGGGCGCUUGUCAACGGGAAGGUGAAGACCACUAAAGAGCGUCACAUGUGGACGUGCCCCUUCCACCCUCCCAUCCAGCUCUACUUUAUCAUCAGGAACACAGAACACGCUCCAGAUUUUGGAGUAUCUUGUAUUAAAAUCUGGAACUACAACCGAAGCCUGACCGACCUUGACAUAGGUGCUCGCCAUAUAAAGCUGUACCUGAACAGCACACUUGUGUUUGAAGGUGAGCUGGAGAAGGGCUGCGGCAACCAGGUUUUUGACUACAGCACCACAAUCAAUCUGAAAGAUUUUCAGGCGUCAGACACUUUCUUCUCCAGCCCUGUGUCUUUGGGACACAACCUGCAGGGUCCGUGGCACUAUGAGGACAGGAAGAGUGCUGAGGGCAGCAGCUCUCAACGGCACCAAAGUUCAGUAGCUUUAGCAGAUCCAGCAGGCCAGACUAUGAUAGACAUGCAGGAGAAAGCGCAUACACCACUACCACCCAUCACUAACUUUCGUCGCUCUGCCUCACAAAAAAGCUCUUUUGACCUGUCUGCCACAGAUGAACCACUCUCCCCCAGGCAGCAGGUGGAGCAGACAGUUACCACCCAGCCUUCCUCCUCUCGAGUUGCACCCCAGUGGCUGCAGCCUCUGAACAGAGCAGCUCCAGAGGGCUGUGAGGCCAUCAGAGAGAAACCUCGGUGGCUGGUACCUCAGCACUCUUUAGAAACUAACCCACAUUCUGCCUCGUCCUCCUCCAUGCUCCCAGAGCUGCCCUGUAACCCAGGCCGGGUGUGCAGGGGGAUUGAUAGGUCAAUGAAUGGAGGUCAAUGGAAGGAUGACUCUUUGGACCUGAAAUGCGACCUGCUUGAAGAACUGGGAGAGCAGAAGCCAGACCGGCCCAUCAGUGGGCGCAGGAGCUCAUUCAGAAACCCCACAGUCGCUGUCAGGCAGAGCGAGGAGCAACAGCACAGAGCGACAGCUGUGACAAGCACAGAAGAGCCCAUGUGUUUGGUGAACAUGAACAGGAGGCAGAGCAGCUCUCAGGGCCAGCUGCUCAGCCAGCAGGACGACACUCUCAGGGAGUCUUGGGACUCACUCACAAAGUUCAACCAAUGCCAGCGUGGACGGAUCUCCAACAUGGGCUUCGAGGGGGACAUUUUUGACGAGUUUCUUCAGCGGCAGACACGUGGUCCUCCUGCGCUCCCAUUAAAUCCCACUGCAGCACCCAGUAGCCCACUGUCCUCCCUAAACACUCAGGGGCUUCUGAACGAAGGCCCUGAUGACGAUCCAUUCAUGGAGCGGGAGGAUGAGUUUGAAAUCCCGGUGCUGCCACAAGGCCAAAAGCUAGUAAUAAGCAUUUUAUCCACAUGGGGUGAUCGUCAUUACGUAGGUCUCAACGGCCUCGAGGUGUUCAGCUCCAGUGGAGAGCCUCUUAGGCCUUGUCACAUUCGUGCCAACCCUCCAGAUAUCAACAUUCUCCCAGCAUACGGUAAAGAUCCACGUGUGGUCACCAACCUAACUGAUGGUGUCAAUCGCACUCAGGACGAUAUGCAUCUUUGGCUGGCACCUUUUACACCUGGUCGUAGCCAUACCAUCUUUCUGGAUUUUGGAGCUUCGUACCAAAUUGCCAUGAUUCGAAUUUGGAACUACAACAAGUCACGCAUCCACUCAUUCCGCGGGGUGAAAGAGGUGGAGAUGCUGCUGGAUGGAAGGUGUAUCUUCAGGGGAGAAAUUGCCAAAGCCUCAGGAACACUUACUGAUGGACUGGACCAGUUUGGAGACACUAUUCUUUUCACCACUGACGAUGAAAUUCUAGAGGCCAUGUCUCGUUACGAUGAAACCUUCCUCAAUGAAGCUGAGAGUCCAGAGAGCUUGGUGUACGAGGAGGAGUUACAGAGACCAUGCACCGCUGAUGGAGAGGGAGAAGAAAGACCUUUUACACAGGCGGGUUUCAGAGAGGAAGACCUCACUUUGAAACUUCAACUCAACCCCACUGUGAGUCAGCCUGAGGAGAACUUAGAACAUGUUCCUGGGAUGUUCACUGGAAAGUGCCUUAGACUGGAGCUGAUGAUGACGUGGGGUGAUUCCCAUUAUUUGGGCCUGACAGGACUGGAGGUGGUGGGAAAAGAUGGUGAACCCUUACCUUUAGAUCUCAGUAUGAUUUCUGCCUCACCGAGGGACCUAAACGACCUGCCGGAGUACAAACAUGACUUGCGCACACUUGAUAAGCUCAUCACUGGCCACAACAUAACCACCGAGGACCAUCACAUGUGGCUGAUUCCUUUCUCCUAUGGAGAGCUCCACAUCUUGAACAUUACCUUCAGCAAGACUCAGACCAUCGCUGGUCUCCGCAUCUGGAACUACAACAAGUCACCUGAGGACUCAUACAGAGGGGUGAAAGUCAUCCAUUUGUACUUAGAUGAUGUUGCCAUUUCUCCAGCGGAGGGGUUCCUGAUCCGGAAAGGUCCAGGACAUUGUCACUUUGACUUUGCCCAAGAAAUCCUCUUUGUUGACUUCCUUCAAAAACCCAUCAAUAACAAGAGGAAUGAAGACUCCCUAAAAGAUAGCUCUAAGAGACUGGAACAGGCCAGCAUGGACUAUGAAGCUCCCAUCAUGCCUUGUGGUUUCAUCUUUCAGCUGCAGCUGUUGACAACCUGGGGAGACCCAUACUACAUUGGACUGAAUGGUCUGGAGUUUUAUGACCAGAACCACGAGAAGAUCAAUCUCACUGACAACAACAUUACAGCUUUUCCAGACAGUGUCAAUGUACUGGACAAUGUGAGUGGUGACGUAAGGACUCCAGAUAAAUUAAUAGAUGGAGUCAAUCAUUCCUUCGACGGCAGACACAUGUGGUUAGCCCCAGUUCUACCUGGAACGGUGAAUCGUGUUUAUGUCAUCUUUGAUCAGCCGGCGACCGUGUCCAUGAUCAAACUCUGGAACUACUCAAAGACACCUCAAAGAGGGGUGAAAGAGUUUGGGCUGCUGGUGGACGACCUCCUGGUGUAUAACGGCAUCUUGGACAUCGUUAGUCACACAGCAAGAGGCAUUCUACCUACCUGUGACCCGGUGGUGCCUUACCACACCAUCCUGUUCACAGAUGAUGUCUACAUUGCACAUCGUGAAAGGAACAAUGUCAUCAG
This is a messenger RNA of Nematolebias whitei (Rio pearlfish), 4691 nucleotides long. Its product is annotated as katanin-interacting protein. The record is from RefSeq and is a predicted model, not a curated record. NCBI's taxonomy places the organism in Eukaryota, Metazoa, Chordata, Actinopteri, Cyprinodontiformes, Rivulidae.